This is a messenger RNA of Chara braunii, 1649 nucleotides long. NCBI's taxonomy places the organism in Eukaryota, Viridiplantae, Streptophyta, Charophyceae, Charales, Characeae. The record is from the annotation of a GenBank genome assembly.
GCUCUGAGGAGAUAAUUUUUGUCGACCCCUUCACGUAGCGCUUGUGGGAUAGGUGGGAUAUGCUUGGCUUUGACAAGGACCUCAAUUGGUAUUGGCACGGCUCUGAACACACCGCGCAUUCCUUGAUGGAUAUAAAGGAGUGUUCGCAAGGAAGGAGAUUGGAGACGAAGACACUGGAUGUACUCGGACGAAGAUUGGACCAUGAGGCUGGUUCCAGUGCACCUACGGCGACACCUCCUCCCAUGUAUGAAUGUCGAGGAAAGGGGCGAUCAAGACGAAGAAAUGGAGGUGUGCGAUUGMUGAGCGAAGAUGAGGAAGAAGCACGACUCGUCAUGCUAUUAUCGAAGGCGAGGGACAUGGUUGCUAGAUCAGACUUCUUCCAAAAAUUCAGAGAGGAACUACAGCAGCUGAAGUUGUUUGGAUCUGUGGCUAAUCAAGGAGGGCAGGUUGUCUCCCAGCAAGGGGUGCUGGAGAAGCCGGCAGCAACUCUGUCAUCACUUUUGCCUUUGACUUCGACUGCAUCUCAAGCAGAAACCUCUCUGCAGGUGAGAUCUUGUCCUCAACAUGAUGAGCAUGAUUGCCAGAGCACGGAAACUCUGCGCACCAAGUCACUAGUUCGCGAGGAUUGUAAACGAGGGGCAGAGGCAGAUGAUGGGGAGAUUCAUCUGCAGGUUGAUGCGGAAUUGUGUGGGAGCACCAAUGCAGUAGACCUGCUKGGAGGUCCUUUGGUGAAGCAUGCCGGUGCAGGCAAAUGCAGUCGUGGAAGCAGUGAAAGAGCCUGUGUACAGAUGGCAAGAGAUCGGAUGGUUCUGCACUGCGGCGGCGAAUGCAGUGGGGCAAGGAAUGACAAUCCAUGUGGGGGGGAGAUGAUAGUGYGAGUUGCAUCAGCUCCGARUARCCUUUCCAAUUAUGAGAGCACUUCAAAGGRGCAAGUACUAGAGCCUGUAGACUUUCACGAGAGGGAGGGCGUCACAUCAAAGGGCAGUUUCAGUGUUGCUGAAGAUGGUGCGGCAUCCUUGCCCUCUGAUCACGCUGGGAUCGAGCUGAUACCUUAUCUUGAUGGGGAUGUACCCUGUUUGAAGGCUGAAGAUUGCUCUCUGAACAUGGGAAUUAGCGAUAACCAGCCCGAGAUUGUUGUCUAUGGAGUUGGAAGCAUCGCUAACGCUGAGGUGUCAAGAUGUCAGCUGGCGUUUGCUGCCCUGCUGGCUGCGGAAUUAGGGGUAAGACGGGAUGAUCAUGUAUCGAACUCUCGGUAUAGGGCCUCACUCCACUGCACAACACAUUCAUCAUGCAUCUGGAGCUCUGGUACUGGUCCCAGUGGUCCCGAUACAUUCUAUAUGUUGGAUCAGUCUCUGGCACACCUUCUCAAGACAAAAGAUUAGUAGCUGUUUGGGAGCAGCGGUUCAGUUUCUCGAGCCGUGCUGAGCCUUCGACUGCAUUUCUUCCAUCCACUUUCUCGUCAGCAACAAGCCUUUGAAGCAAAACAAGCCUUUGCCCAAAGUCGUUGAAAAUGGAAAGGCUGAAGGUGCUGUCAAGCACACAUCAUGCUGUCGUCAAGGAUUUUUUUACGAGUCGCAGAACCAACACGACUUACGGACAAUCCUACAUUAGUAGCAGUUCGGAUUGCACGAUAAAACACAGUUCUGUUG